AUGGAUGGAUCCAUCUCCUCCAACUUGGUCUAUUUCUGGCCACAAGUGAAGGCUCUAGACUAGAGGUUAGUAGAACUGUGCAGUAGUUCUCAGUAUCCAUUCAAAGAUUUGGCCUGGAAGAUAGAUAUUGUCCUUAAAAGGGGAAAAAAAAUAAAUAUGUAAGAAAGAUAUGGGGAUUGAUUACAUUAUUAUUAAAUAACUGAUAGAUUCCAUGUGCCUAAUUAUGCUAAUAUGACACAGCAGCAACCAACCUCUCUUCCUGCCCUGGCCCUGCUCACUGAUGCAGAGUGCAGACACAUGGUUGGAUAAUUUGAGCAGUAAAUGAAAACAACGAGUAACUUACUCUUGUUUAGAUGAUUUUGAACCAUGUCGGAAUGGAUAAACGAGAAUAAAGUUACUGUUUCGAUUUAUGAUGCAAGGAAAGGAGGAGGGGGACUGAGGGAGUGAUUAUUUAGGGCUCGUUUGUUUGUUGGAUUUUGAGUUUUGAAAACAUUUUGAUUUAUAAUAGAAUUAUGGAUUUGGAAGAGUUCAUUGAUUGUUAGUUGAUUUUUUUAUACGAAGAGUCGUUCUAAAAUUAAUUGAACAUCGUGAAAGAUAAGGAUGGUUGAAUUGCAGAAGAGUCAUUCUAAAAAUCAAGUCUGCAUAGCAGAGAAAUCUGCACCCCCUUAGCUAUAAUGUCAUUUCUAGUUCCGGCUAACCAAGACAAUGAAAGCGCGCGCGCAGUAAGCGGGCAUAUUAUUUAUUCCUAGAAGCCGAUCUCCCUCCACAUGCGAUUCGAACCGGACCAACCAGCAACCAAAACUGUAUGCAUUAUAUGAACAUACAGCAAACGACACCACUACAGUUUUAAGGAUAAAAUCGUAGUUACAAAUAUUCAAAUGGCACCAUAUCAGAUAUUACAAAUACCAGUAAUUUACACGCAUUUACGUGGCAGUAUAAUGAGGUGUUCUGGUGUCCGUUCAUGUAAAGUGAGAGUAUUUAUCUUUUAAUGUAAGAAGAGUGGGGUUGUGGGCACGUGAAAACGACAUCAUCCGACCAGUUCUUCGUACCAUCUGCUGGAAUUCUUUUUGGCUUGCCUACGCCUUCUUCCUGUUCGUUUCACUUAUCUACUGUUUGGUAGUAUUUUGUGCUACUCACCUCUUUGACUCUUUCUGUUUUUUCAAGUCCUAACUAAUUACUCGUACGAGCGUUUCAUUAGCAGACACCAUCACAUGAAUUCACCAGACAAGACUCAUAUAUCGAUAAUCGCAGUUCGACGUGUUCUGUUUGUCUUAUCCUUUCGCCCAUAUGGUCCGGUGGGGGUAUAAACGGAAGCAGUCGUUGACCAUUUAUCUGUUGGAUGCCAUCCGCUGCGGGUUAACUUCCACCGAGGUUGAAUAGAACAUAACUGAACGAUCGGUAACUAACGAUGAAACAUAAAUUUAGAUUGAACGACCAGUAACACGAAAUAAAUUUAGUGACAAACUAUGAAAUAAUUGGAUAAUCGAAUGGCCAAACCGAGUUAUUUAUAACUAGAUAAUUAUAUUGUUCCAUUUCUGAAAUGUUAAUGACGUUUUUGUUGUCGCCAUAUAACGACAACAUUACCCCCCUGAUUUCUCCUCUCAUUUAAUCAUUUCUUAAUUGUUUUUUAUUCUUCAGUGGGAGAUUAUUGGGAAGCUCAUCAGACAUCCAUGUCUGAUUUACCCAGCUAAGCUCCCUUUUUUUCUGGCUACUCAAAAUUUCCCACUCCCAAAAACCUUCCCGGUCGUCUAAAUUUCUUUGUUUGCUCCGCCGUCGGCUACAAAUCGUUAAGAAACAUGCCUCCGCCUACCACCAAGCCCCACAGCUCCACCACUUCAUUCUUCUCCGCCAUCAAGCCGCCGCCGUCCACUCCGCCGCCGCCUCUCUACACUCUCCUCUUCCUCCUCCUCCUAGUCAUCCUCGGCUUCUACUUCCUCCACCACCACCACAGCCCAACAACAACCGCCGCCGCCGCCGCCGACUUCCUCACACCACCCCAACAAACAUCCCUCCGCUUCCGCGAACAAUUCCUCUCCCUCUCCACCAACGCCACCGUCUCCUCCUACCUCCGCCACCUCACCCUCCGCCCCCACCUCGCCGGCACCCCCGCCUCCGCCGACACGGCGGAAUUCGUCCACUCCCACUUCCGCCGCCUCAAUUUGGACCCGCACAGAGCCGCGUACAGAGUCCUCCUCUCUUACCCAAUCCGCUCCUCCCUCACCGCCCGAUUCCCCAACGGCACCGCCGUCGCCCUCUCCCUCACGGAGGAAGGAGCGAAAAAAACAGGGGAAACAGAGGAGGGGCAAAACGGCGCCGUCGUGAGGCCGUACCACGCGUACUCCCCGUCGGGCGCGGCGCACGCGGAGGUGGUGUACGUCAACACCGGAAGCGAGGAGGACUACCGCCAGCUGGCGGCGCUCGGGGUGCGCGUGAAGGGGCGCGUGGUGCUGGCGAGGAAGGGCGGCGAGCUGAGCAGAGGCGGCGUGGUUCGGGUUGCCGAGAGGGAAGGAGCGGCGGCGGUGCUUUUAUUCGUCGGCGGCGGCGGCGGUGGCGGAGGGGUGGAGAGAGGAACGGUGAUGAACGGAAUGGGGGACCCGCUCACCCCCGGGUGGGCAGCGGCGGAGGAAGGCGGCGGCGGAGAGAGGUUGGGUUUAGAGGAAGCGGAAGCGUCCGGGAGGUUUCCGAGGAUCCCAUCGCUGCCGCUAUCGUUUGAGGACGCUGACGUCAUAUUGCGGUCGCUGGGCGGCCAAACGGCGCCGCCCGGGUGGGUUGGACCCGGGAUUCUCGCUCAGCGGGUCGGUCCUGGUCCAACUGUGGUCAACUUGACGUAUCAGGGGGAGAAGAAGGAGGUGACGAUUCAGAAUGUCUUUGCUGUGAUCAAAGGCUUGGAAGAGCCCGAUCGUUACGUGAUCAUGGGGAACCACAGGGACGCGUGGACUUACGGAGCUGUGGAUCCGAACAGUGGCACUGCGGCGUUGCUCGACAUUGCUCGUAGGUACGCUCUUCUGCAGCGAAAUGGAUGGAGGCCUCGACGGACCAUUGUCCUGUCCAGCUGGGACGGGGAAGAGUUCGGUAUGGUAGGAUCUACGGAGUGGGUCGAACAAAAUCUUGUUAACUUGGGUGCCAAGGCAGUGGCCUAUCUUAAUGUGGAUUGUGCUGUUCAAGGUCCUGGGUUCAAUGCCGCUGCCACUCCUCAACUCGACGAACUUCUUUUCGAGGUUACAAAGAAGGUUAAGGAUCCUGAUUUCGUUGGGGCUACGAUAUAUGACAAAUGGGCAGCCAUGAAUCAAGCUACCAGUAUCGAGAGACUCAGUGGGGCAUUCUCCGAUUUUGCUCCGUUCCUGCAACAUGGAGGGAUUCCUUCCAUUGAUUUGUUCUACGGAAGAGAAUAUCCAGUUUAUCACACUGCAUUUGACUCGUACGAGUGGAUGGUGAAGCAUGCCGACCCACUGUUCCAUCGUCAUGUUACCAUCGCUGAAAUCUGGGGACUUAUUGCACUCCAUUUGGCCGAUGACUCCAUCAUUCCAUUCAACUAUGUCUCCUAUGCACAACAGUUAUUUAAGUACACAGACGAGUUGAGCCACUUACUGGACGGUAGUACCAUUUCUCUUCACCCUCUAGUUUCGGCCAUCGAACAAUUUGCGUCUGCUGCUAUAGAAGCCGAAAAUGAGGUCAAGCAACUUCGAGAAGGAGACGGCAGAGAUGGGUUGACAGCAUUGAAGCAAAGGGCCCUGAACGAUCGGUUGAUGCUCACGGAACGAGGCUUCCUCGAUGCAGAUGGGAUUCAAAGCAGGCAUUGGUUCAAACAUCUUAUUUACGGGCCUCAUGGAGACUACAAGAGCAAACUGGAUUUCUUCCCGGGAAUAGCUGACGCCAUCCAUGAACUCUCGGUAAGCACGACAAUGAGCCGGUCACGGCAGGAAGCUGCUAUCCAGCACGAGGUGUGGCGGGCUGCUAGAGCGAUUCAAAGGGCUGCUUAUGCUCUCAGAGGCCACAUCUUCGUCCCGUGAACAAAACAGGAAUAGACUUUCACUUCGCUCAUCUGUGAAAACUCAGAAGGAACUGUUUCUCCUAACCUUGCAGAUUUUGGGCCAUUUAGAGAUUUGUGUAUAAACCCACAUAUUUUUAGCUGUUUGUAAAUGAAACAGAAGAGAUUUACAUUUUCAGAGUUCUGUGACUGAGAAUGCAAAUGCCAUGUUUUCUUUUUUAUGAUACAUUUGCAAAAAAAAAUCAAAAGAAACAGCGCGCCAGGAAGGGGUCGAACCUUCGACUUUCUGCUUAGGAAACAGACGCUCUAUCCACUGAGCUACAGGCGCUUGAAUAGUAUUAUAAUAUUACACAUAGUUAUUUGAAUAAGCAAAAUGCAAAGAAAGUAAGAGUCCAACU
Messenger RNA from Linum trigynum, 4386 nucleotides. The record is from the annotation of a GenBank genome assembly. NCBI's taxonomy places the organism in Eukaryota, Viridiplantae, Streptophyta, Magnoliopsida, Malpighiales, Linaceae.